AUGGUUAUAAAGUCCAUUGUUCAAGAAUGUGCGGGAUUGCCACUUGCAGUCAUCACAAUGGCAAGAAGCAUGCGAGGAGUUACCGAUAUGUAUGAAUGGAAUGAUUGCUUGGAGAAAUUGAGAGAAUCGGAUAUGGGGCAAACGGAUAUGGAAAAGGGGGUCUUAAAGAAACUAGAAUUCAGUUAUAAUCGCCUUGGUAAUCAUGAAGUCCAACAGUGUUUCCUAUCUUGUGCACUUUAUCCCGAAGAUAAAUGGAUUGAUAAGUUCGAGUUGAUAGAAUUCUUUAUUGACCAAGGAUUGAUUGGUCGAUUGAAUACAAGGGAGAAACAAUAUGUUAGAGGCCUCACCAUAUUGAAAAAACUGGCAAAUGUUUGCCUAUUGGAGGUUCAUGAGAGCACGAUGAGGAUGCACGAUUUGAUUAGAGAUAUGGCAUUGCACAUCAUGAGUGUGACUUCGAUUGUAAAAGCAGGAAAGGGGUUGCGGAGGAUACCAUCCGAAGAAUAUUGGACGGAUGCUUUGGAGAAAGUUUCUUUGAUGGAGAAUUAUAUUGAAGAAUUUCCCUUGAACAUGUCCCCUAAUUGUCCUAAACUAUCAACUCUUCUAUUGAAUAAAAAUUCAUGCUAUGAUUUGGUCAACCCCGAUUCUUUCUUCAAACAAUUAUGGGGGCUACAGGUUCUAAACCUAAGUGGAUGUUACCUCAAAGAACUUCCAGAUUCCAUUUCAGACUUGGUAAACUUGAGAGCACUAUUACUUAGAAAAUGUGAGAAAUUGCGCCGCAUCCCUCAUUUAGGGAAGCUCAGAUCUUUGAGAAAGUUGGACAUUUUUUGUUGUGCCGGGGUUGAAGCGCUCGAGGGUUUGGAAAUGCUAGUGAAUUUGAGAUACCUUGACCUUUCUCAUACACGCAUAGGUAGAUUACCCGAAGGAACAUUGGGGGCUUUGCGAAACUUGCAAUAUCUUAAAGUUGAGGUAGCAAAUGGAGAAGACAUUACAAACUUGCAGGCAUUGGAGACACUUGUAUACUGCUUUGAAGAUGUGGAUGAUUUCAACAAGUUUGUGAGGGCAACUUUUGAGAAGAGAAAUAACCUUCACUAUUACAAUCUUAACAUGGGUCGAGAAGAAUUGAAGGAUUAUAUGAAAGUAAGUGAUGAUGCUCAAUUUGGGAAUUGUGAGAGGGGUGUCCACAUCGAGAGGAGGAGUCAUGCUAUUGUGAGCAUGGGAGGGGCAUUGGCAUUUGUAUUUUGA
Eucalyptus grandis is the source of this 1242-nucleotide messenger RNA. Its product is annotated as probable disease resistance protein At4g27220. The record is from RefSeq and is a predicted model, not a curated record. The coding region runs from base 1 to 1242 and encodes 413 amino acids. Lineage: Eukaryota; Viridiplantae; Streptophyta; Magnoliopsida; Myrtales; Myrtaceae. Gene Ontology annotation, molecular function: ADP binding; protein binding. The transcript has a single exon.